AUGAGCAAUUGGGCUGUAUACACGUGCGUAAUCAGUAUCAGUAUUGUUGAGGACGCCGAGUCAUUGACGUGGAAGGGCGUCACCCUUGAGUCCUUCCCUCCAUGUUUCUUUUCCCCACUGUUGAGGAUGGCAGGACUGUCAGGACCACUGACUGAAACGCGCGCACAGAAGGUACUUUUCUUUGUCGACACCAAUGCAGCUCUCCUGCAGUCGCCGAGCAUUGCUGGCCAGAUCAGCAGUGCAAUAGACAGGGUCCUGUGGGGUUUCACUGACGUGAGCAGGAGAGUAUGGUGGGGGUCCAAGUUCAUUGACAGCAGCGUGAGUUCCGUCUGCUAUGAGCGAAGGCUACGGGAAUGCAACAAUGAGCUCAAGCGGGUAGCUCUACAAACACCCACAUUUCGCCCACUCAUCCCAGAGCCCAAGCCCAUUCUGAAGGAUGAGUCUGGAAGGGUUCUAGUAGAGUCUUUGCAAGUAAAGGAAGAUACUAGUGCCCCCUAUGAGAGCUUCCACCAGGCAGUUAGAGAGCUUACACCACCAAUCCAAGCAGUGAGCGAAUCACAUUCAUGGCCUUCGAAGUGGAAGCAUAUCAGUGCCCCAAUCAGGGAAGCCCUCUUAGUCUUCCCAUGGGACACCGACGAGUUUCCGGAAAGCCCCCCUCAAACACACGAUGGGGAAUCUUCUGUAACUGUCAGUCUAGGAGAGCAGACGUCCCUCAAGGAAGACCUCAUACUGAUCUUCACAGCUUUGCCAGCCACUCCUGCUGCUUCGCAGUCUUUCGUUGGAGGUUCGCCGGAUAACCCAGGGGAAGAAAGAGAGUACCGGAAAACUCUUGGGGCUUUGAAAGAGGCUGCGAAGCUGCGCGGUAUUCAGCUCCUUAUUGUGAACACAGCGGUGGCACAUGGAGAGGGGCAUGGCAAAACGGCGGAGGAUGCAGGCAUAGACAACUUAGAGUCGGUGACACAAGGUGCGGGGAUCUGGACGAUUCCCCUACAGGCACUUGCUUUCGGUGGUGACAUUGCCCCCGCUUCUGCCACCCUGCCCGCUCUCUUUGGCCUUCCAGUCAAGCCUGUAGCAGAGUCCCCAGUCUGUAAUGCUUUCUUUGGUGAAAUAUCAACCCAGCUCUUUCAGCAGCUUCCAAACAGCAGUCCGAAGCCACCCCCCGCUCUUGCGGUCUUCGGCCCAAGUGCCACAGUUGCUCUCCUCCGCACGUCGGCUUCCUGUGAGAAGUGGUAUCAAGCUCCAAGGAAGGAUCUGGAUCGGCAGGAGCGAUACGCCCUCAGAAGCGUAGGUGGAGGCCAAGCUGCUGCUGACUUUGCAGACGUUCUCUGCCAGCUAAAUGAUCACCACAGCGUCCUCUUCCUCAAGGUUGAGGACGAGGCGUUUGCCUUUGAAGCCAUUUUGGAGCCCUGCAGUCCUUCGUGUGCAACGUUGACCCUGCGCCACGACAAGCGCUUGGGCUGGGCGCAGAUGCAGCUUGGAUUUCUCCCAGAGAGCGCCUGGAAAGCGGACUCCUGCCAACUUGUCGACGCGGUCGCUGAGAAGAUCCGCAGGAUGCAUGUGGCCUAUAAAGCCCAGUUUGAGCUAGAGCGGAAGUUGGCGGCGCUUCCAGGCAAAGAUUGCUCCGAAGCUCCGGAAGAGGCCCCCCGAGAGCAGGUGGUGGAGCGCAGGGCAGAGCUCCCCCAGACUCAGAAGCUGCCGCUUGCUGCGGAAAUUUUGUUGCCUGGCCAUCGGUGGGGGGGGAAAGAGGCAGACUACUGGCAGAGUGGGGGAGGCAAGAAGCACUCACAGCGCAGGCGGUCAAAGGAACGUGCAGAGGGGUCUAAAGGAUCGCACAGACGAUCGAGGGAGGGUACGGAUACGGCUGGGAGAUCCCAGCGGAGGCGGAAGAGUGAGUUGGUGGAGGGAGCGGAGAAAGUGGAAGGAGUGGAGAAGGGGGAAGAGGCACUGAGGCCUCAGGAAGAGGAGGCGGAGUCUGGACGAAAGGAAGGCCCUCAGAGGUCUGAGAACAAGAGCGCCUCGGCAGGGCAAACAUCGUCCGAUUUUCUCCUCGUUUCCUUCACAGAGGUGGCCAGACCAGUUCCCAGCAGCUUCAAGUCCCGCGUCGGCGGGCGCCAGGUGGCGGCUCUCCUCGGCCAGCAAGCUGUCGGAGGGACCGCCGCACCCUCCCAGGUGCCCAAGGCCCCCCCGGCGAGACCCCCUCGGCUUCCUGCGGGUCCCGCAGCGAGGCAGCCCGGAUCGGGCACCAGGCCGCUUGCUGACGUCAGCACACACGAGCGGAUGCGUCAUGCACCCCCCGCCAGCGGCAGGGGCCUUCCCUCAGCAGCGCAGGAAGAUUUGCAAGCGAGGCAGCCGGGAUCGGGCAGGCCGCUCGCUGACGUCAGCAGACGUCGUGGCCACGCAGCCAGCGGCAGGGGCCAUCUGUCGCCAGCGCAGGAAGAUCCGGAAGCGGUCCUGAAGGGUCUGAAGGAACAGGCCCGAGAGUUUGCAAAGGGGGGAACGGAAGGAAGUGCUGCGGACUUUGCGAGGCAGGUGGUCCGGAAAGCAGGACGUGUUCUCAUAAAGAAGGGGCAGGAGGGAGGGGCAAGUGGACCCCCCAAGAAGGAAGGUCCGUCUGGGCGGGGGGGUGGGAACCACGGAGACAGCUCGCAGGCGCUUGUGGUAUAUGAUCCGCUCGCAAACGGGGGGGUCGUGAAGGCUGGAUCCGAGGGAGGGAGGGUGGGCCAGGAUUUGAAACGGUUGUUUCUGUUGCCCCCCAAAAAGCUGACGAAGAAGUACGUGGGGUGCCGAGUGCCAGGGGAAGGGAGCAGCGGGAAAAACAAGGAAGGAUACUCGGUUGACGACAAGAUCAGGGAGCACACGCUCCAGAUCUUCCUCCGACUGGAGAUCCUGUGGGCCGAUCCCCCCCACUGGCGCACCCUCGCGGACUCUGACACUGAAACCGCUCAGGCAAAGCUCCAAAGGUCACUGGUGACGGAGAUCACGGAGCUUUUGAAGAACGUGGCCCCCAACCUCGCGGCAGGCAGUCCCGAGCAAGACUUCCUCGAUCGAGAAGUCAAGCCGAGGUACGGGUCCAAACUCCCGGACGUCCUGAACCACGUUUACCUCGACAACGAGCUGUCCGCCCCUUUCCCUGAGUGGCUCAAACCCCCGGCCGCACGCAAGCGAGAAGGGGGUGUGAAAAGGCUCCGGAAGCGGAAGCUCAAGCGGGCCCCGCUGGCCCCGCUGGAACCCGAUGUGAAUACGCUCCUGUUGCAAGAACGGGAGGACCGGAGGGCGCGAACGAACGGGGAGUCCCAGUUUGCACCAAUCGAUCCGAAGCGGGUGAUCACCCAACAGCUGGUCCUUCCGAAGCCCCCCCGCGGCAAAGACAAGCUGCGGCAGUCCAGCCGGCAGCUCCAAGGCCUGUUCAGCUCCGAGCCGGCCGGGUUCCGGUCCGCACCCAGCGGAAUCCGGUCCGACCAGAGCGGAUCGCCGCCACAGACCUCGUCGGACCUCACCGGCUUCCUGCGGGAGCGGAAACAAGUAGUUGGGGCCCGGCUUUCCGCGAGGGGGGAGCGAAGUGGCGGGCCAGGGGACCCCUCAUCAGGAGCGCCGCCCAACGGCGGUGCCUUGGCCCUGCUUGGGCCCCCGGAGAGUGCCGCUGCUGACGUCGGCAACGGGCUUCGACGAGGUUUCGCUGACGUCAGCGACGAGGCGCCCCUGCCCUCACGGGCGGACCGUGCCCCCGCGGAGGGCCAACUAGGAGCGGCGGUGCGGGGCAACCGUGCUUUUGGUGGGGGGAUGGAUGCUACGAAAGCUUUGCAGAUGGGGGGCGUGGCUGUGGCGGCAGGCGCACAAGCACCUGGGGAGCGCCAGUCCCGACGGUUAUGGAGUACGCUCAAGGAAAGCCGGCCGGCUGACAAAGGCGAGGGCCCGGAUCGAGGGCUGACGUCACUUGCGCCAGGGCAGCUUUUCGCCCUCGAGGGGGUGGAGAGACCGUCGCUCGGGGGGGAGGAAGAGGAGUGGGAAGACGAGGUUGAGGCUACCCCCUGGAAAGCUGGUGACGUGGAUGAAGAGGAUGGUUCCGAACGGGAAAGCCAGGAGAGCCCAGGAAAAAUGACUGGGUUGAAUCUGGAGAGUGUCCUGGACAGGGCGGGUGCGAGAGAGAGCCCGGUGGAAACAACCGGGUUCGAGGGGGAGUCUGAAGAAGGCGUCCUGCGCACGGGGGAUCCAGCGGAAGACAGCGGCGCACAGGCGGAGAGCGAAAAGGCGCCCCUGGCGGUCGCUACAAGCUUACCGGAAGCUCCCUUGGAUGAGGACGUGUCCGGGGGGCCUGAGGGAGAGGCCGUGCCGGAAGCGGGGGGCCACGUAGAGGUUAAGCACGAGGUGAUCAGUGCCCCCCCCGAGGCAGUCCAGGAGGAAAGACCCCCCCCGAAACGGGAGGCUGCUGGCGACGCGCCGACGUCUGAAGCGAAGCCGGAAGCGACCCCUGAGAAGCAAUCUCCAAGUUUUGAGACUCCGUCUCAGGACCCCAUUCACACUCCUGGCGACACGCCUCUCACCCGCCAAGAGGAGCCCUCGUCCGAGGAGACCACCCCGCCGAGCAAAAGGGGCCGCGGCCAGGGAUCCCUCGGGAAGAGGAAGAGAGGGAAGGGCAGCGCCGUUGGGAGACGGACACGUGCCAGCACGUCAGGCGAUGGGGGCCUCCGGUCGGGAAGGAAGCUCCGAAAGCCGGAUCCGACCUGGUUCAAAGCCAGGAAGACGCCGCCGAAAGCCGCGCGCGAGUUGGACUGUGGCGAGAAGCGGGCGAGCGACCGGAAGCGGGACCCGACAAUCGGAACGGAAUCGCCGGGAGUGGAGGCGUCCGCAAAGGUGUGCGCGCCGGAGAGCGGCGAGAGUGGGGCAAGCGAGCGGAAGCAGAGACGGACGUCCGGAACGGAAACGCCGAACAGGGGUGCGUCAAUGGAAUUGGAGGGGGGCUCGGUCGGGGUGCGGUUGGUGUCAAAGAAGGGUGCGUCCGGGAAAUGCACACCGGUGGGCGGGUCUGCGCCUGGGGAAAAGGCGUCCGAAGAGGAAUGUCCGGUCGGGGUGGCGUCCGAAAAGCAACCCCCAGGAGGAGGAUUGGGACCAAUGCUUACGAGAAGACGGGGGCUGGGGAAAGACUCCGCAGAAAGCUCCCCUGGUGAUGGACACCCGAAGCGCCCCUCUGAGCCUGCGGAAGCAAGCCCGUCCUCGGUUCAGGGGGGUAGCUCGGCACCGACGUCAGAUGCGACUCCACCCCCCCGGAGCAGGACACCUCUCGCCCAAAGGGAUCCCCCUGACGAGAGCCCAUUACGCCGCUACAGCAACGGAAAAGCAGCGAGAGCAAGAGGAAAAGCGGAGUGCGGUGGUACCGACGAGGAGACACGUGGCAACGCGACGAAAGACGAGGGGGAGGGUUUCAAGCCAGUAGAGACCGGCGAUCAACCUCGGUGGAGCACGAGGCAAUCGCCGCUGGCGUCAGCGUGCGUGCCGGACAGCGCCCAGAAGCGCGCCAGCAGCCGGAAGCGGAAACGGACGUCCGAGAACGGAACGCCCGGCGGGGCUGCGUCCGACAGCACGGACGGGGGAGCAGUUGGAACCGGCGGCGUGGCAACGCUGGUGACGUCAGCCUGCGUGUCGGAUACGAUCGGGUCCGCUCGGAAGCGGAAACGGCCGUCCGGAAACGGAACGCCAGAGGGUGCAGCGUCCGGAACGGUGGAAAGGGCGUCGGUGGGAAAUGAGACCUGGCCGGAGCCUGUCUCGGAGAAGGCGGGAUCCGCGAAAGGUGCACCAGGAGGGAAGGUUGCGCUCGGGAAAAAGGCCUCGGGAGAGCAGCGUGCGAUGGAAGGGAAAGGGAUGGGAAAGUCGAAGCAUAGAGGGUCCGGGAUUUUGGGGGCAGGAAAGGUUUCCUCCGUGAAGGGGGAGGGGUGCUCUGAACCACAGGCCGGCCACGUGUUCGCAGCUAGCCCCAGUUUGACCUCAGGCGAUCAGUCUCCGGGUUCCUUGGAUUUGCCACCUAACCAGGGGAGCAAGUUUCACCCUGGGAAAACGCAACCCUUCGUGAAGAGGCCCACCCUUCCGAGUGCAAGCCCGUCCCCUGGCGCAUCCGUGAGAAGAGAAACGAGAGCGGGGGGAAAGGCGAAGGAGGCAGCCAGUGCACCAGCUGGGAAAGGAACGGCUGGGGAGCGAGAGACGGGGACAGCUGCCGAGACGGCCAACGAACCAGCCAGGAAGGAAACGAGAGCGUGGAGGGAGGCGAAGAAGGCGGCCAGUACACCAGCUGGGAGGGUAACGAGACCGGACGGGAAAGCGGAGGAUUCUGCCGCUAUACCGGGCGGAGGUGGAACGAGAGCGGGGGGAAAUGUGGAAGAGGUCGCCGCUUCACCGGGCGCGAGAGAAACGAGAGCUGGGGCGGACGUCCAGGAGGCUGCUGCUACACCUGUUGGAAAGGAAACGAAAGCGGAGGAAGAAGCGGAGGGGGCUGCCGCUACACCGGGCCGGAGAACAACGAGAGCGGGGGGGAAAGUGGAUGAGGCUGCUGCUACACCGGUUGGAAAGGAAACGAGAGCGGAGGGAGACGCAGAGGGGGCUGCCGCUACACCUGUUGGGAGGGGAACGAGGGCGGGGAGGAAACCGGAGAAGACACCGACUGGCAAGGCGACAGAAGCGAGAGGGAACAAGGAGGAGGUCAAUGCAACACCGGUUGAGAGGAGAACGAGAGCGGAAGGGAAAGCGGAGGCGGUAUCAACCGGCGGGGAAACGAGAGCGGGGAGGAAAACGGAGAGCAUUACCGUGGCGCCAGAUGGCAAGGAACUGAGAGCGAGGGAAAUGGUGCAGAAGGGGAACGCAGCAACGGUUGGGAAGGAAACGAGAGCGGAGGGAAAAGUGUUAGAGGCUGGGGCGACACGUGGAUUGGUGACCCCUGGCAAAGCGCCCGGCUUGCGGUCCGAGACAAAGGCCCGCGAGUUGAGCGGCUCGUCUUUGCGGAGCGGGAAGAAACUGCCGCCGACGUCAGCGUUCGUGCCGGACAGUGAGGAGAAGCAGAGCAGCGCACGGAAGCGGAAACGAACUUCCGAAGACGGAACGGCAGCGUCCGAGAGAUCUGACGGGGGCUCGGUGCGGGGAGCGGCUGCGAAUGGGAGUGCGUCAAAGAAGGUGGUGUUCAGAAACGAAGUGCCCGGGGGAGCGGGGUUUGUGCCCGGGGGAAAAGCGUCCGGAAUGGAGCGUACGGUUGCGAGAGCGUCCGAAAAGAGUCCGGGAGAGGAGGGUGCGACCGGGAAGACGCGUUCAGCGAAGGUAACGCAAACAGCGAGGACGAGGAAUGAGCCGGAGUUGGGGAAGGAUCCGGCGGCCUUUGAUCGGGGCGCCCGCAGAAAGUCGUCUGCAAAGGAAGGGUUGGGAAGCGAGUCGUCGGGAGGAAGGGAUGCAAAGACUGCGUCUCCGGUCGCUGCGGCGCCCGGGAAGGGAACACGGUUUACGGAUCCGCCGAAAAAGGCGUCCCCGGCAGAUGGUGCACCGAAAACAGUCUCCCCGUCGAAAGUGGGGCCCAAAAAGCAGUCGCCGGUGAGUGGAAAGUCGGGCGAAAAGGCUCCGGGGAAGAAAGUGGAAAAGGGGGCACGAGGGACGCCUGGAACCAGGGCCUCGAAGCGGGGAAAGUCUGGCAAGCGGCGAUCCGAACGGAUGUCGCUCACGGGAGAGGCGGGGGAGACGAUGGAACGGGCGAAGCGGCGCAAAGAAGCGGCGUUUGAAGCAUGGGAAGGACACUGAUAGAGGCAGCAGAGGAUAUGUGAAGCACGCUUCAACCAACUGACAUUCAAAUCAGGGAGGCAGCGUGUUUGCUUUGCCGCGAUCUCCUUAUGAAUUUUCUGCAAGUUGAUUCGUAACGGUUGAGGCCAGCCAAAGGACCCCAUUAUUACAGCUAGUAACGGUUUUGCGUAUUGCGGACUGCGCGCAGCCAAAG
Molecule: messenger RNA, 7960 nt
Organism: Klebsormidium nitens
Lineage: Eukaryota; Viridiplantae; Streptophyta; Klebsormidiophyceae; Klebsormidiales; Klebsormidiaceae
Source: the annotation of a GenBank genome assembly